UUCCAUUCACCUAAGAUUUCUUUUUCCAUUUUCUUGAAAUUUCCUAAAGAAAGAACAUAUUACAUAUAUACUUUGCUUCAAAGGAUCCAAAAUGGUUCCUUUCCAAUAACACACAUAACACAACACUUAUACCUCAAGCAAAGUGCAAGUUAACACAAAACUUGAGCUCAGCAACAAUCUUUAUCAUUUACUAAAUCCUCCCCUGCAAACUUCGCCAUCAUGUCUAAUUUUUUUAAAAUUAUUGCGUGAAAGAAGCAUUCAAGAAACUGAUCACCCUCAGAAAUUAAUCAUCUAGAUUCCUGCAUCAAGAUUCUAAUCUUGUUUAUGAGACAGAGAGACAUAAGAAAGCUGUGUGAAGAGGUGGUUUAUGAAGAGGAAUAGGAGGCAGAAGAAUUAUAAAGCUGGGAAAGCAAGGGGAUCAGUUGGGAUUGUUUGAUUGCAUCAAUGAAAUUACAUCCAUGCUGGCUUUUACUAGGAUGACGGACUCUUCUUCUGCUUACCGUGUGGAAACCACGUCCAGACUUGCUCAAUGGAGGAUCGACAAUUUGGCCUCUUGUACUUAUCGCAAAUCAGAUCCUUUCAAGAUCGGCAAGUGGAAUUGGCAUUUAGCUGUGGAAAAGAGCAGGAGUUUGUUGAUUAAGUUGUACCCAGAGGUAUCAAGUUUAGCAAAAAGUAAUCCUCCAGUUGCAUCUUUCAUCAUUCGAGUCGUGUCUUCACUAGGAAAUCGGACCACCUUGGCUCAUCCAGUGAUUACUGAUAGGCAAAUCAAGAACAACGAAGAUUUUGUUUGGGCACUUGAGGUUCCUUUGACAGGGAAAUUCAUCAUCGAUGUUGAAUUCCUUGAUUUGAAGACUGCCUCCCCAAAUGGUGAGGAACUUUGCUCCAUCUGGGCUGAAGGAGAAACACAAAGAGAAUCAAAUGCAACAGCUGUGACAGCACUCGGGCGCAUGUUAUCUGAGAGCAUACACACGGAUAUUGUAAUCAAUGCUUCUGACGGAAGCAUAGGAGCUCAUCGUGCAGUUCUAGCUGCAAGGUCACCAGUAUUCCGCAGCAUGUUCUCUCAUGACCUUAAAGAGAAAGAGCUGUCCACCGUAAACAUCUCUGACAUGUCAAGUGAAGUUUGUUAUGUUUUCCUCAGUUACAUCUAUGGGAACAUACAGAACGAGGUAUUUCUAACUCACCGGCUGGCACUCCUCCAGGCAGCUGAUAAGUACGAUGUCUCUGAUUUGAAAGAGGCAUGCCAUGAUAGCCUACUUGAAGAUAUCGAUGCCAAGAAUGUACUGGAUCGCCUUGAACAUGCUUUUCUGUAUCAAUUGCCAAAACUGAAGAGCAGCUGCAUGCAGUAUCUUGUGAAGUUUGGCAAAAUAUAUGAUCUUCGGGACGAUUUGAAUACCUUUCUGCAGUCGGCGGAUAGGGAUCUCAUAUUUGAUAUCUUUCAUGAAGUUCUUGCAACAUGGAAAGGCUUCUGAAGCAAUAGUGAACAAAUAUGCAUCUGUUCAGUACAUGAUUGUUUGUACAAAAUUUGUUGCCUUGAAAUUCAAGCAUUCUUUUGCUGAAAUGAAAUUGUUUGCCUAAAUGUACAGUACAAAUUCACAGCAAAAUCUAACAAUGUUGUUGCUAGGCUCUACAAGCUAGAGUAUUUAUUACCAUUUUAGUCUGUAUUUAUACCAAGUUACUGAUAUAUAUAGACUGAUUCACUGAAA
Daucus carota subsp. sativus is the source of this 1703-nucleotide messenger RNA. RefSeq names its product BTB/POZ domain-containing protein At1g55760. Gene Ontology annotation, molecular function: protein binding. The record is from RefSeq and is a predicted model, not a curated record. The transcript has 4 exons. Bases 459 to 1469 code for a protein of 336 amino acids. NCBI's taxonomy places the organism in Eukaryota, Viridiplantae, Streptophyta, Magnoliopsida, Apiales, Apiaceae.